Messenger RNA from Pelagomonas calceolata, 904 nucleotides. Lineage: Eukaryota; Pelagophyceae; Pelagomonadales; Pelagomonadaceae. The record is from the annotation of a GenBank genome assembly.
CACAAAUCCUCUCGCGCCGCCGAUCCUCCGCGAGCGCGUUGCUACUGACGACCGGUCCCAGGAACACACACAAUGGACGGCACGACGACCUGGACGGCAGCGCCCACACAGCCGGGGCUGCCCGCGAGACCACCCCACGCUGAGAGGACCGAUCACCACCGCGACUGUUCGGGCGAAUGCUGCCUAUGCAUCCCUCCCGACGUCGAGUCCGAGCAAUGGCUCCUAGAUUGGUUGCCCGUCGGCCGGUUCGACGCGCACGAACGUCCGUCCGCCGAGCUGCUGCAAACGGCGACGCCGCUGCGUGACGGUCUGCUCGCGAAUGAGGUGACCGCCGACAUCGAGGCGCCCCGCCUGGCGGACGCCCUCAGUCGCCUGGACGAGCGCCUCGAUCGGAUGGAGCACCGGGCUCGCGUGUAUUUCACGUACUUGUUUUUCUUCGCGGUCAUGCUAUGGUUUAAUACGGAGCUAGACAACGGUAAUAAGGACUACGGUUGGCUGACGGGGUGGUUGUGGCUGCUCCUCUACUACAUGGCCUGGAACCGAAACUCGAAGAGGUCCGUCAAGAACUCGUGGAUGUGCUGGGGACGGCUCCUCUUGGGCUCCUAUGUCAUCGUGCCUAUAGUUUGCCUCAUCAUAGGCUUCCUAUUUUUUCUACGGUGGAUUGCAGCAGAAUCAGAAAAAGCUAAGAAGGGCGACUGACCGUCGUCCCGCGUCCGAGUCCGCCUCGCCAUUCGCCUACUUUUAGCCCCACGUUCGACGGGAUUGUUACUUUCUAAGCACGCUAUCCUGUCAGUUCGCUCCGCACCGCUCCUCGAAAUACCCCGCACGCAUCCACUCUCGAGUCUCGAUAUCGCGAUCCGCCACGCGCUGCGCAUCCUACACAUCGAUCGACAUCGAGGCUGCC